AUAGAAUUGUGACGAGACAGUAGUUUUAUGGAAUCUGUUGGUUAUUUACAGUUACUAAGUUUGGCCUAGGGACCAUACGCUAAAGGGAAGUGUAUGCCAGUGCCACCUGCAUUAAAACAGGAAUUAUGACCACACCCUGUCGACCCGUCUCCCUGGCCAACCAAUGAUUAAUUAAUUGAUAUUUCGAGAGGUAUCUUAGUUUUUACAUAAAUGUCAAAAGAGAGAGUAGCCUAGCCUAACAUUUUUUACCAUUAGCCUACAAUCAGUUUUAAUUGUGCCUGAAGAUAAUGACACCAAUAUUUUGAAAUAGAUUUAUUUAACCAGUAUUCCACUAUAACGAGAUAUAUGUGUAGAGACUUAGACAUUAUUUACUUUGCCAGCAAAUAAAAACUGUUAAUUUAUCUAUUUAUUUAAUUAUUACAGAUAAUAUGCGGGAAACGUAGGCCUGAACAAGAUCCAGUGAUACCCCAUUUUUGACCAUUCGGAGAAAGGACUGGUUGCAGCAAUUCUUGUAGACUACCAUCCCGACACUUUCUCGAGUGUAGCUGCGAAACUAAUAUUUAUUGAAUAUUUAUUGAAAAUGGCUUCGAAAUUCCUGAAAUUGAAUUCAAAAAGGGGAUUUCCCAUGCCUGCUGUGGGACUAGGAACGUAUCAAAUGAAAGGAGAUAUAUUGAGAGAAGCCUUGGAUUACGCUUUAUUUCUCGGCUACCGACAUAUUGAUACUGCAUUAAGUUACGGAAACGAAAAAGAAGUGGGCGAGGUUGUGAAUUGGUGGAUUAAAAAUGGUAAAAUUCGACGUGGGGAAGUUUUUAUAACAACUAAAGUUCCUCCUGUUUAUUUAGAAUUUAAAGAUACCCUGAAAAGUGCCGAGCAAUCACUAGAUAACUUAAAACUACCGUUUGUAGAUAUGUUACUGAUUCAUCAUCCUUGCGGUAACGUCAACCGUAAGGACGGAACGUUAAAGCCGUUGAAUUCUAAAGGUGAACGGGAACUGGCUAGUUACGAUACGACGGAAACGUGGCGGGCGAUGGAACGACUUGUUUCUGAAGACAAAGUCGUCCAUAUUGGACUCUCCAACUUUCAACCCAGUGCAAUCAAUAAAAUAUGGAAGUACAGUAAAGUGAAACCGUCGAAUCUACAACUGGAAUGCCACGCCUAUCUUCAACAAAACGAACUUAGAAAAUUGUGCAAUAAGAAAAAAAUAGUGAUGACGGCGUAUGCUCCUUUAGGCGCCAUCACUCGCCCUGAACAAAGUCCAGAUCAACCAGUUUUAUUGGAGGAUCCAACUGUCAAUCAAAUAGCAAAGGAACUCGACAGAACGCCUGGAGAAAUUCUUCUCAAAUUCGUUACCUUAUUAGGCAAUACUGGCGUUCUUCCAAAAAGUCAAACGAAGGAACGUCUGGAGAAAAAUAUUGAAAUAUUUGAUUGGGAACUGACCGAUGAACAUUUCAAGAAACUUAAAACUCUGGAUAGAAAUAUGAAAUAUUUUGAUUUUCCGUGGGCUAAAAACCACCAGUAUUUCUUUCCAGAUGAACCGUUUUAAUUUAAAAUAUAGAACUGUUUAUAUUGUUUGACUGGUAAGAUACAAACUGUGAGCAAUUGUAUUUUAAGAAACUGGAGGCAUUUUUGAGAUUCUUUUAAUCAUCAGCCGAACUGAGACCAAUUUAAAUUAUGUAAGAAACUAUAACAAGAAAAAGUG
Molecule: messenger RNA, 1699 nt
Organism: Lottia gigantea (owl limpet)
Lineage: Eukaryota; Metazoa; Mollusca; Gastropoda; Lottiidae
Exons: 1
Coding region: 581-1543 (320 amino acids)
Molecular function (GO): oxidoreductase activity
Source: RefSeq, a predicted model, not a curated record